GAAGCCAACGAGCGCUCCAUCUCCCCCUGGCGCUACCGCAUCGACGAGGACGAGGACCGCUACCCGCGCAAGCUGGCCUUCGCCGAGUGUCUCUGCAGCGGCUGCGUCGACGUCAAGACGGGACGAGAGACGACGUCACUCAACUCGGUGACCAUCCACCAAACCAUGAUGGUCCUGAGGCGCAGACCCUGCCCCAGACCCUCCGCCCACGGCCUCGUCACCUUCGAGGUGGAUUAU
Molecule: messenger RNA, 237 nt
Organism: Antrostomus carolinensis (chuck-will's-widow)
Lineage: Eukaryota; Metazoa; Chordata; Aves; Caprimulgiformes; Caprimulgidae
Product: interleukin-17C-like
Exons: 2
Cellular component (GO): extracellular region
Molecular function (GO): cytokine activity
Source: RefSeq, a predicted model, not a curated record